Molecule: messenger RNA, 1404 nt
Organism: Cornus florida
Lineage: Eukaryota; Viridiplantae; Streptophyta; Magnoliopsida; Cornales; Cornaceae
Product: disease resistance-like protein CSA1
Exons: 2
Coding region: 1-1404 (467 amino acids)
Molecular function (GO): protein binding
Source: RefSeq, a predicted model, not a curated record
AUGAAGGUUCAUGAAUCCAUUGGGGAAUUAAAGAGACUUGUUCUGUUAAAUGUAAAAGACUGCAAGAAUCUUAGGAAUCUUCCCACAAAAAUUGGUCAGCUAAAAUUGCUUAAGAAUUUCAUUCUUACUGGUUGCUCAAAGCUUGUCGAGUUGCCCAAAGAGAUGCGCGAGAUGGAAUCUUUAAAGUACUUUAAUGCAACUGCAAUAAAUCAACUACCCUCUACCAGCAAUGGCAUAAUCUCUCGGCUUUUUAGACUAAGAAAACCUUCGGAAUCAAUAUUGGAUUGCUUGCCGUGCUCAUUAGUGAGUUUGAAUCUUGCAAACUGCAAUCUUAGGAAUCUUCCAAGGGAUCUUGGUAGGCUAUCCGUAUUGGAGGACUUGGCUCUAUCAGGAAAUCCGAUCUGUAGCCUUCCAGAGAGCAUCAAGUGUCUCACCAUGCUCCAGUUUCUUAAUUUAAGGGAAUGCACAAAACUCCAAUUGCUUCCAGAGAGCAUCAAGUGUCUCACCAUGCUCCAGUCUCUUCAUUUAAGGGAAUGCACAAAACUCCAAUUGCUUCCAGAGCUACCAAUGAGUUUAAAAAUGUUGGAUAUAAACCGAUGCAGGUCACUGGAAAUAAUAACAAAUCUACCCAAUGGGUGUAAACUGGAUUUGUAUGCAUAUGAUUGUGAGACAGUAGUUGAGGUAAAGAAAUUGUUCAGGUUGGAACCUAUUCGAAACAUAGAUACAGAAAUGAUCAAGAAUUUGGAGUUGAUUGAGUUGGAAUCCAUGGAAGAGGUUGAGGUGAAUUUGCUCAAUAAGCUGACAAAUUAUCACAUGAUUUGUCCCAUCCAGGGACUGUAUGAAUUCGGUAUAUUCAGCAUUUAUCUUUCUGGAAAUGAGGUUCCAGCCUGGUACAGCAGUAAGACUACAACAUCCUCGAUAUGUUUCAAUGUUCCUUCACUUCCUAAUAAUCUCAAGAUCCGAGGCUUGAAUGUAUGCGUUGCUUAUAAUUUCCAUGGUUUCACCGGCUUUUUGUAUGAAUAUAUAAUGAGAACCUUCAAUAAGACCAAAGAUGUGAAGUGGACCUAUUACCCAACCGUAACAGGGUUUCCAAAUGAGGGGGAAAAUAUGAUAUGGGUAAGCCAUUGGAAGCUUGGGAAUCAGUUUGAAGCUGGUGAUGAAGUGGCUGUGGAUGUGGAAUUUUUUGACGAUUUGUGUUACGAAUAUGGAGUAAAGGAAUUGGGAGUCCACAUUGUGUAUGAACAAGAAGAGGGGGAGAAGGAUACCCAGCACAACACCUAUACUUCUUUUCCUGAUGAUGUUUUUGAUGGUGCAGAUUCACCAUCACGUGGUUACCACUUCAUCAUUUCCAAAUUUUGUACUUAUAUGUCCAGCAAGGAGGUGGAGGAGGAUGAUGAUGCAUGA